Laetiporus sulphureus 93-53 is the source of this 1104-nucleotide messenger RNA. Its product is annotated as iron-containing alcohol dehydrogenase. Bases 1 to 1104 code for a protein of 367 amino acids. The record is from RefSeq and is a predicted model, not a curated record. Lineage: Eukaryota; Fungi; Basidiomycota; Agaricomycetes; Polyporales; Laetiporaceae. The transcript is spliced from 7 exons. Gene Ontology annotation, molecular function: alcohol dehydrogenase (NAD+) activity; metal ion binding. Gene Ontology annotation, cellular component: mitochondrion.
AUGUCCGGCCUCGAGAACACAAAGUUUGAGUCUUCCUCGCUGAAAGGUUCAUAUGCCUGGACGGAAACAUUGAAGGGGGUUUACUAUGGCUCAGGUUCGCUCAAGACCGCGCUGCCUAAACUGUUGCACAUUGUUGGAGGGACCAAAGCGCUGAUUGUAACAGGGAAAAGUUUGUACGAGAAGACGGAUGUCGUCAAGAGGGUGGAAGCCGUUCUCAAGGAGCGCCAAGCGUAUGGUGGCACUUUUCAUGAGAUACGACAGCACUCGCCAGUUGCGGAUAUUCAUAAGGGGUUGAAAGUGUUCGAAGACGUGGGCGCAGAUAUCAUCAUCUCCGUCGGAGGAGGCUCGCCAAUUGACGCAUCAAAAGCAAUCUUGUACUUCCACCAGCAGAAGACCGGCGGAGAGUUCUUGAAACAGAUCGCCAUUCCGACGACGCUCAGUGCUGCGGAGUAUACUGAAGGCGCAGGAUACACCAACGAGGAGGGCAGCAAAGUCCUCGUGGCGAACCCGCAGCUAGCUCCUGCGGGAAUUAUCCUUGACGCUGAAUUGACACUCGCGACGCCUGAAUGGCUUUGUCUCCACUCAGAGAAUCUGUACAGACCGUUUGUCCCUCCGCCCAUCAAGCACCUCUGCUAUGCCGCCCUCGCUGAUCUCUUCAAGUAUCUUCCGGAAUCAAAGGCCAACCCAGAGGCGAUUGAUGUCAGGCAGAGGCUCCAGAUUGCAUCGUGGAUGAGUCUCUGGCCUCUCAAACCGGAGAAGUACAGUGGUGCUGGUCUUCUGUCUCAUACUCUUGGACACAAGUUGGGCGCGACGUACAACAUUCCUCAUGGGAUCACGUCUUGCCUGACUCUGGCGCCGACGGUUGCGCUGAAAGCCCAGAUCGCCUCUGAGGAGGACAAGGAGUGGCUCUCUGGCGUUCUUUUCCAUCUUCGCGAGCAGCCCACAGGCUCACUGGUGAAGAAUCUGGGACUGCAGUCCAACCUGGAAGAAUACAAAGUCCCCAAGACCGACGUGCCCAAGAUUGCGGAGCUCGCUGUGGGCAGCAGGGAUGAUCCGACGUAUCCGCAGGUGGUGAAGCUGUUGGAGGGGUUGUAUCCGAAGUAA